Messenger RNA from Parnassius mnemosyne (clouded apollo), 837 nucleotides. The record is from the annotation of a GenBank genome assembly. Lineage: Eukaryota; Metazoa; Arthropoda; Insecta; Lepidoptera; Papilionidae.
AUGGAAUCUCCUGACAUAAUGUCUUCUAAUGUAAAUAUUACGGACUCCAAUGAAUCAGGAAACAUGCAACACCAUAAAAGUGAAGAUUUUUCUGACCUGCGGGAUCAUGUUAUUGCUAAUUUUCAAAAACCUAACUUACCCAAUAUUAAUGUUCCAGAGAAAAUUAUAAUCUGUUUAGAUAUUUGCUACGAUAAUCAAAAUUCUCUCUAUCGCUUGGGUGAUGGCACAACAUUUACACCUGUGAAUAUGCUCAAAAGAAUUUUAGAUUUCUUUUUGUAUUCAAAACAUGCUAUUAACAAGAGAACAGAAUUUGCUUUACUUGUCUUAAAAGAUAGUGAGCCUUGUUGGUUACAAAACUUCACAAAUAAUUUAAAGGACAUCAUAAGUGUUAUUGACUACUUAAAUGCAGAAGAGAGUACCUCAGAAAUAUUUGAUUUUGAAAAAAUAUUCCAAAUAUUAAAGCAAGAAAUACAAAUACCUGAAUACUGCCAGGCAGAUUGUAUUUUGCCCCCACCAUAUGUGGUGAGGAUGAUAGUUUUAUAUGGAAGAUCUAAUUGUGUCCCUCAAAUUCCACAAGAUGACCCUUAUUUUAUUUAUCUUAAGAAACAAUUUUAUUUCUAUACUGACAUUUUAUUAGCACAUGAGGAAGAUUGUGCACUCUAUAAAUGUGAAGAAAUAUAUGAUGCACUACAAGAUUUAGACAAUGGAUAUUCUUAUGUAUAUGAGGUAUCAAGAAAUGCAACAAAAAUUCAUGACUGUGUUGCAAAACUUUUAGCUCAUCCCUUACAGAGGCCAUUACAAAAAAAUACAGACUAUACUUUUGGAUGUAGAUAUUAA